This is a messenger RNA of Fomitopsis serialis, 1164 nucleotides long. RefSeq lists its product as uncharacterized. NCBI's taxonomy places the organism in Eukaryota, Fungi, Basidiomycota, Agaricomycetes, Polyporales, Fomitopsidaceae. The record is from RefSeq and is a predicted model, not a curated record. Gene Ontology annotation, cellular component: cytosol. Gene Ontology annotation, molecular function: phosphoenolpyruvate carboxykinase (ATP) activity; ATP binding. The transcript is spliced from 7 exons. The coding region runs from base 1 to 1164 and encodes 387 amino acids. Gene Ontology annotation, biological process: gluconeogenesis.
AUGGUCAAGUUAGGCUCAGAAGGCGACGUGAACUCGGGCAGGACGACGCGACGCGAGACGCGGAGGCAAGAACAUGUACAAGACCCGGCUACGUUAGGCAGCAUGCGCCCUUCGCUGAAGAGUGCAUGCGCAGGGAUCAACUCGCCGUACCGCAAUCCCGGUCGAGAAGUCGGCACGAAAGCUCAGAGGAUCGAACAGCGAAAGGAUGUAGCCAGAGCGGAAGGCUGGGUGCGCGCUGCGCGGAAGACGAGGAUGCGAUGCAAGAGGAAGACGGCAGUACCGAGCAGAGGAAGAAACGCGGACGACGAACGUCUUGAACACUCAUCCACACGCACCGCGAUCGGGUCCUGCUGGCAGGUGGACGAGGCGGCUGCUAUCACUCGGUUACCGACGCUCCGACGCGUAGCGGGGACCGACCCGCGCUGGGCAGUACGGUUCUUCGUCAAAUCGUAUGCUGCCCAAAAGGCGUCCGCCUCCUUGACAAGCAUCGAGGUGCAGGACGCCACGACGUCCACGCCUAGGUUGGCCGGCCGCCGCUCGCACCGAAACGGCACCCUGGGCUCGCUCGACCAAGCGAUCAAUACAGCGAGCGGCGUCGUCGCCAAGUGCGAAUUACAGAACAACAUGCUCAUCCGCCCUACGGAGGAAGAGCUGAAGGAUUCCGGCGAGCUGGACUACAUCGCGGGCCAGCUCCCGGCGAAUCGUUUCACGAAGGGCGUGAGCAGCACCACGUCUGUCGAGAUCGAUUUCAAGCAUAUGGAGAGGAUCAUCCUCGGCGCACUACCUCCACUGACCGGUCAAGCUCGGCCAGCUCUCGCUGCAUUCGUCUACCAACGUCGGCAUCGAGAACAACGAUGUGACCAUCUUCUUUGGGUUGCCGGGCACGGGCAAGACCAGACGCUCUCCGCCGACCCGCGCCGGAAGCUGAUUGGCGAUGACGAGCGCGUCUGGUCGGACGACGGUGUGUUCAAUAUCGAGGGCGGGUGCUACGCAAAGUGCGUCAACCUCUCCGCAGAGAAGGAGCCCGAGAUCUACGACACGAACACGCGCUCCGCGUACCCGAUCGUGUUCAUCGCGAACGCGCAAAUCCCGUGCAUGGUCAACCGCCAGCCGAGCAACAUCGUCAUGCUCAUCUGCGAUGCGCUCGGUGCCUGCCGCCCGUGA